GCGGUCCUUCCACGGCCGUUCCAUUUCCACGGCUUUCUACCAACCCAGUUAUAAUCCAGACCACCUCGUCUCCACGAUUCCACCCAAGCGGACGAACCAGUCCGCUUGGCUUGUACCCGCGGCCGUGUUCGAGUCCCCGAGCGCGCCGGGAAGGACCACCACCGAUGGGCUCUCUCGAGGCGCCGCUGCUGCUCCCGCUCCCGAGCGGGAAGGAGAACCAGGAGGCGAGGGAUCGUAAAGAUAGGCGGUGGUGGCGAUGCCGCGGCGGCGAGGGCUGGUGGGGGGAGGCGACGGCGGAGGCCUGGCGGCUGUCAGCGCUGGCGGCGCCCAUGGUCGCCGUGGCGCUGCUGCAGCUCAUGAUGCAGCUCAUCUCCACCGUCAUGGUCGGCCACCUCGGCGAGGUUCCACUCGCCGGGGCCGCCAUCGCCAACUCGCUCACCAACGUCUCCGGAUUCAGCGUCCUCAUGGGACUGGCAAGUGGAUUGGAAACUAUUUGUGGACAGGCCUACGGAGCAGAACAGUAUCAUAAGCUAGCUUUAUAUACCUACAGGUCUAUAAUUGUACUUCUUAUUGUGAGUGUGCCCAUCGCCAUUAUAUGGGUUUUCAUCCCGGACGUACUUCCUCUCAUAGGUCAGGAUCCACAAAUAGCAAGUGAGGCUGGGAAAUAUGCCUUGUAUCUUAUCCCCGGUUUACUUGCCUUCAGUGUGGCGCAAUGCUUUUCAAAGUUCCUCCAGUCUCAGAGCCUAAUUUUUCCCAUGGUUCUGAGCUCCUUGAUAACGCUCACCCUCUUUAUUCCUUUGUGUUGGUUCAUGGUUUAUAAAAUUGGGAUGGGUAAUGCUGGAGCUGCUUUAUCAGUCAGCAUCUGUGAUUGGGUUGAAGUGACAGUUCUUGGUCUUUACAUUAAGUUCUCACCUUCUUGUGAGAGAACUCGUGCUCCACUCACGUGGGAAGCUUUUAGAGGGAUUGGCAGUUUCAUGCGGUUGGCCGUACCAUCGGCUCUUAUGAUUUGUCUUGAAUGGUGGUCAUAUGAGCUGCUCGUUCUGCUUUCUGGGAUCUUGCCAAAUCCAGCACUUGAAACUUCUGUGCUUUCUAUAUGCAUAUCUACAGCAGUGUUGGUGUACAAUCUCCCGUAUGGCAUCGGAACAGCUGCAAGCGUGCGUGUGUCAAAUGAGCUAGGUGCAGGGAACCCAGACGGUGCCCGCUUAGUAGUACGUGUUGCCUUAUCAAUAAUAAUUUGCUUGGCAGUCCUGGUGAGCGUAACUCUUCUAUCCUUGCGCCAUUUCAUUGGAAUUGCUUUCAGCAAUGAGGAGGAUGUCAUAAAUUAUGUCACCAGAAUGGUACCGUUACUUUCAAUUUCAGUUCUUACAGACAACCUCCAAGGAGUCCUUUCAGGUGUUUGUAGGGGCUGUGGAUGGCAACAUUUAGGUGCCUAUGUUAACCUGGGCGCAUUCUAUCUUGUUGGCAUUCCUGUGGCUCUUGUUCUCGGUUUUGCAUUGCAUCUAGGAGGAGUUGGGUUUUGGAUUGGCAUGAUAGCUGGUGGAGCCACGCAGGUCGCUCUACUAUCAGCCAUCACUGCAACGACAAACUGGGGGAAUAUGGCUGACAAGGCUAGAGAUAGAGUGCUUGAGGAAAGACUUCCGACACAGGCAGCUUGAUUGCGUCGACUUAAAUUAUGUCUGAUUCUAUCUCCAAAUUUUUGCUGCAACCUAGGUGAUUUUGAAAGAGGUGUUCAUGUUCCACGGAUCUGUAAAAAUAAUGUCAUGAAUAAGGAUUAUCUUUUGCUCAAAAGAACUGUUCAAUUAAGUUCGUAAAAGCCUAGACCACUGUUUGAUACCCGGUCAAAAUAAGGAAGCACAAGAAAAUCCUGAGAAUUUUGUUUUUGUAAUUGGUCUGGUUAUGUUCCUACUUUCCUAGUGGACAUAACCGCCAUGGAUUGUACUCCUGUAACGAAUCAAUAAAGCUCUUGAGAUCUGCCCUAAGAAAAAAGGAGCACAAGUGAUCAAUUGGCUGAAAAUUGCAUUUUUUUUUUUA
Phragmites australis (common reed) is the source of this 2031-nucleotide messenger RNA. Its product is annotated as protein DETOXIFICATION 12-like. The transcript has 7 exons. Gene Ontology annotation, biological process: xenobiotic detoxification by transmembrane export across the plasma membrane. Bases 165 to 1655 code for a protein of 496 amino acids. Gene Ontology annotation, molecular function: antiporter activity; xenobiotic transmembrane transporter activity. Gene Ontology annotation, cellular component: membrane. The record is from RefSeq and is a predicted model, not a curated record. NCBI's taxonomy places the organism in Eukaryota, Viridiplantae, Streptophyta, Magnoliopsida, Poales, Poaceae.